ACGCCCGACUGCGAUACGCGCCAUGGGGUAGGGAAGACUGGUUCAUGACCGCGGCGUUGCCCUGUUUUACCGUGCUUUCAAUAGCAUGCAUUGCCUGUGCUUUCACUGGUGUUGGCGCCACAAAUGCAACACUGGCGCUGCCGCAAAAUGAAGGGUACCAGGAGAAGGGACUAUUCUGGUUCUUCAUGUUUGAGGUUUUUUACUGCGUCAACAUCAUUCCUGUCAAGCUGUCCAUCAGUCUAGCGCUCGUUCGCAUCGCCGAGAAUCGAAGAGCUUUUAUUUACGUGCAAUAUGGUGUCAUGGCAAUGUUCACUAUCAUGAAUCUCGUCGCCGGCUUUUACAUUAUCUUCCAUUGCAAUCCGGUCAGCGCGGCCUGGGACACAUCUGCCCUACAGAAUGGAGGGAAAUGUAACCCUGCGGAGUACCUGGCGGACAUUUAUUAUGCCACAACUGCGGUCAAUAUCUUCACGGAUUGGGUCACCGCUUUUAUGCCCAUACCGCUGCUCUGGAACGUUCAGUUAAACCGAAACACCAAGGUUUCUGUUGCAGUCUUGCUGGGGCUGGGCUUCUUUGCCUCCAUAUCCGCCUGUGUCCGCCUCAAAUACACCGUCAAUCUCACAGCCAGCGAGAACUACCUAUACGCUCUUGCCGACAUUGUGAUUUGGGGCUACGCCGAGAACGGCCUCGGCCUCAUUGUCGGCUGCGUAAUGACACUACGCCCGCUCUUUCGCAAGGCCUUGAACUUGGGCGGCGACACGUCAAACAAGAGAUCGGGCAUAAGCAGUGGCCGCUACGGUUUCCGCGGCAGCGAACGGCGCCCCUACCAGAAGUGCGAGAACGACUACGAGCUGAGGGUGCGUGGUGACGAAACGGGUGAUGGGCCCUCUACAAACGGGACGACCUUUACGCGGGUCCUUGGCGGGAAACGGGAAGAAGACCUGUCGAGCUUCGAGACGGAGAGUCAGAACAAAAUACUGAAGGCGGAUGAUGAGGUGUCCGGAGACCAUCAAGUUCCGCACAGCAUUGUAGUGACCAAACAUAUCAAGUUGUCACACGAGUUGGAAUAA
This is a messenger RNA of Chaetomium fimeti, 1067 nucleotides long. RefSeq lists its product as uncharacterized. Lineage: Eukaryota; Fungi; Ascomycota; Sordariomycetes; Sordariales; Chaetomiaceae. Bases 45 to 1067 code for a protein of 340 amino acids. The transcript is spliced from 7 exons. The record is from RefSeq and is a predicted model, not a curated record.